CGCGGCGAGCUAGCGGGCAGGCGCGCCGCCCCCUCCCCCGCCCGGCCUCCCCAACUCUGCGACCACGAGCAAAGUUUGCAAAGAGGCGCGGGAGGCGGCGGCCGCAGCUAGGCGGCAGCUGGGAAGGCGCGCGGUCUCGGGGUUGGGGGCGGGGGCGGGGGGGCGCCCAGGAGCUGGGUGGGGGGCGGCGGCCAGCAUGCGGCCCCGCAGCGCCCUGCCCCGCCUGCUGCUGCCGCUGCUGCUCCUUCCCGCCGCCGGGCCUGCCCAGUUCCACGGGGAGAAGGGCAUCUCCAUCCCGGACCACGGCUUCUGCCAGCCCAUCUCCAUCCCGCUGUGCACGGACAUCGCCUACAACCAGACCAUCAUGCCCAACCUUCUGGGCCAUACGAACCAGGAGGACGCAGGCCUGGAGGUGCACCAGUUCUAUCCAUUGGUGAAGGUGCAGUGCUCUCCCGAGCUGCGCUUCUUUCUAUGCUCUAUGUACGCACCCGUGUGCACAGUACUGGAGCAGGCCAUUCCGCCGUGCCGCUCUAUCUGCGAGCGCGCGCGUCAGGGCUGCGAGGCGCUCAUGAACAAGUUCGGUUUCCAGUGGCCCGAGCGUCUGCGCUGCGAGCACUUCCCGCGCCACGGCGCGGAGCAGAUCUGCGUGGGCCAAAACCACUCCGAAGACGGAGCGCCAGCGUUGCUCACCACCGCGCCGCCGCCGGGUCUGCAGCCUGGCGCUGGUGGCACCCCGGGAGGCCCCGGCGGAGGCGGCGUGCCCCCGCGCUACGCCACGCUGGAGCACCCUUUCCACUGCCCGCGUGUGCUCAAGGUGCCGUCUUAUCUCAGCUACAAGUUUCUGGGUGAGCGCGAUUGUGCUGCUCCCUGCGAACCCGCGCGGCCCGACGGCUCCAUGUUCUUCUCGCAAGAGGAGACGCGUUUCGCACGCCUCUGGAUCCUCACUUGGUCGGUGCUGUGUUGUGCCUCCACCUUCUUCACUGUCACCACUUACCUGGUGGACAUGCAGCGCUUCCGCUAUCCAGAGCGUCCUAUCAUUUUUCUGUCGGGCUGCUACACUAUGGUGUCGGUGGCCUAUAUCGCAGGCUUCGUCCUCCAGGAGCGUGUGGUAUGCAACGAGCGCUUCUCUGAAGACGGUUACCGCACGGUGGUGCAGGGCACUAAGAAGGAAGGCUGCACCAUCCUCUUCAUGAUGCUUUAUUUCUUCAGUAUGGCCAGCUCCAUCUGGUGGGUCAUCCUGUCGCUUACCUGGUUCCUGGCAGCGGGCAUGAAGUGGGGCCACGAGGCCAUAGAAGCCAACUCGCAGUACUUCCACCUGGCGGCCUGGGCCGUGCCGGCCGUCAAGACCAUCACCAUCUUGGCUAUGGGCCAGAUCGACGGCGACCUGCUGAGCGGCGUGUGCUUCGUGGGCCUCAAUAGCUUGGACCCGCUGCGGGGCUUCGUGCUGGCACCGCUCUUCGUGUACCUGUUCAUUGGCACAUCCUUCCUCCUGGCCGGCUUCGUGUCGCUCUUCCGCAUCCGCACCAUCAUGAAGCACGAUGGCACCAAGACGGAGAAGCUGGAGCGGCUCAUGGUGCGCAUCGGCGUCUUCUCUGUGCUCUACACGGUGCCAGCCACCAUCGUCAUAGCCUGCUACUUCUACGAGCAGGCCUUCCGCGAGCACUGGGAGCGCUCGUGGGUGAGCCAGCACUGCAAGAGCUUGGCCAUCCCGUGCCCGGCGCACUACACGCCGCGCAUGUCGCCCGACUUCACGGUCUACAUGAUUAAAUACCUCAUGACGCUCAUCGUGGGCAUCACGUCGGGCUUCUGGAUCUGGUCCGGCAAGACUCUGCAUUCGUGGAGGAAGUUCUACACGCGUCUCACCAACAGCCGACAUGGCGAAACCACCGUGUGAGCGAGGGCGCGUGGCUACCCCGCACCUCCGGGAUGGGAUGGCACUGUGCUUUCCUUCUGCGGCGAGGCGGGGGGAGGGCUCCCUACGGACUCCUAUUUUAUUUUUUUAAAUAAAGAACAAUCGAAACCAUUUCUUUUCUAGGUCGCUUUUUAAAGAGAACUCUGCCCAACACCCCCACCAGGUUUGUAAUUAAAACUGUAAAUAGUCUUUGUAAAUUAAUUAUAUAUUUUCUAUUUAAAAGAAAAAAUGAGAAGAAAAAAAAAAAAGAAUGGAGCCGGCGCCAAGGCUGAAGAUUGGGGUGGGAACCUGGGGGAGGUCUCUCCUUUCUUAAGUGCCCUUUUAAAACCGCCCGGUAUGUACUCUGGUUCAAAAUUUUUGGUGAUUUGGCAGGGCUGGGCCUGCUGGGAGAGGCACCUAGCCUGAGCGCUGUUUUUGUUGGCUGUGAGGAGUUGGGAGUUCGUUCCAUUCAACUUCUAUAAAAGCCAAAUUUGCGAGCCUCCUCGCUGACGCUGGGCCUGUGGAAGCUGUUGGAUUAUUUUUGAAAAGAUUUGGAUUCGUCUUUAUUUCGUUUUAUUUUUCCUUCUUUCCCUCUUCAUUUGUCCUGACUCCUUCACUAGAUAUUUGGAAACU
Messenger RNA from Urocitellus parryii (Arctic ground squirrel), 2524 nucleotides. It is a transcript of the gene Fzd2, whose product is annotated as frizzled class receptor 2. The record is from RefSeq and is a predicted model, not a curated record. Gene Ontology annotation, biological process: non-canonical Wnt signaling pathway; canonical Wnt signaling pathway. Gene Ontology annotation, cellular component: plasma membrane. Lineage: Eukaryota; Metazoa; Chordata; Mammalia; Rodentia; Sciuridae. Gene Ontology annotation, molecular function: Wnt receptor activity; Wnt-protein binding.